AAGGUGGAGACGAGCAUGUGUGACGUCACCAAGCGCGACGCGAGACAGCGGCAUGGAAAUGAUCAGGAAGAAAUGGAGGGAAAUGCUGUACAGGGAUCAAAAGCGGCUGUAGCGGGCGCAUGCAGUACAGUUAAGCGGCUUCCUUUCCGCUCCCGCGAGAGUGUCGUGUCCAUUACAACUUGUAACUGUUACAUUUGGCGUUUAACGGUGGUAGUGACAGACGGUUGGAAGUGCUGUAUUGCAGUCUUUUUUAUUUGUGCCCAUGCGCAUUCACUUUCACGGGGCAGAGCGCUGUCCCUAAUUCGUGAGGCUGUUGGCAGCAAUAAUAAGCAGGCGUCUUUCGGCGGCUUAAAAUCAACCAGUUUGGGCGCUAAAAUGAAGACUUGUUAGCUAAGGUGCCACAUAAUUCCUGCCGGUUUGAAGUAAUAAAAAACAAGCGGCAGCUGUGUAGGGAAUCAGUUUGAAAAGUGAUACUUAGCUGCUGAUACCCCUGGAAGCUGGCAUUCCUAAUGGGAGCAUAUGUAUCUUUUCCCCAUAUCCUUUUGCUGUUUCUUGCUAAUGUCAUUCACUAAAGCCAUAAAAAGUGGAUGUUCGUGCAAGGGCAAGAGAAGCAUGAAUGGGAACCAUACACAAAACUAUUUCUGACAGACUAAAACCGCAAAUGAAUAUUGCAAGUUCAUCUUUUGCAUCCAACUGAAAUUGAAGGAAGCCAUUAUGUAUGCACUUUGUUCUCUCACUGACUUGAAUAACAGUUCUUAAUAUUUAUUGGAUCAUGUCCCUUAAUAUUUAUUGGAUCAUGUUAAUAUUUUGUCCCAGUUAUAACGCUGGUGAUGCUCACUUGGUGAAUAUCCCUGUUGUAGAUAUUGGAUCAUGAUCUUGUCACAACUUGCCUUUCUUCUAAAGUACGCUUUAUGGUGUGUGAACUAGGAUUUGAGAGAAAAGCAAACUAUGCUGUUCAUACCUUUGUAACAGGCAAUGCUCAAAUAUAUUGGAAAACAAUAGUAGAACAUGUACACUAUAGUGAAACAGAUCAUAGUGUGGAUUAUGUAAAAAGUGUGAGAUCUUUAGGACCCUUAUGUGAAUCUGUUCAUUUGCAUUUGCAAACCCUUACCAUGGAGCAAUUUGAAGAGCAGUUUGUGAUGUGGUUCCAGUGGACACGUUCCUCUGAGAUAUUUCUUGAGAUGUUUGGUAUUUUAAAAUGCCCACAUAGUACAGCAAUUGAGCUCAGUCUGAUGAAGCUUACAUCAUGUUUGGAGCGAGCCUUGGGUGAUGUGUUCUUACUAAUUGGCAAAGAUUGUCCUUUUCUUCUAAGAGAUCUGCUUGCAUCUUGGGAACUUUCCACAAUAUUUGGGCAAUCUGUGAUGGAUGUCCUAAGAGUGUUCAUUGGGUCUCCGGAUGGUCUGAAUCUUCGCAAUAUUUUGUGGCAUGGAUUUGCAUCUCCUCAAGAAAUUCCUGUAAAAUAUUCUUCUAUGCUGCUUCUUUUAACUGUAGGAUUGGGACAACUGCUAAAGAAUUACCUUCUGCAAACUCAGUCUGAUUUAAUCCAUCGACCUUAUGUAUCUUUAACAAACCUAAAAGAGAUGCAUGUUUUUCCUGAUCUUAGUCAUGAACUGCUCUCCUUGGCUGAAGAAUUAGUAGUCAAAUCUAGUAUUGUAUUAAAAACUAUGCGGCCAUUCUGGAUUACUGUACUAACUUUAUUUAGACAACACAGGUAUGUAGACUGUGUUAUGCUGCUACUUUCUCAGCUGGAAAGUGGACUUCGAUUACUUUUCACAACAGUUAAUAACUGUCCCAGCAGAUUAAUCACAGCUGAGACCUCAUUUCUGUAUACAACUUUUGAUGAGAUGUUAGCAAAACAAUUGAGUAAUGAAGAGAUCAACAAACUUCCCUUAGUGCUUGGUGAAUCAGCAAUGGAAUUUCUUUGGGAUUUCUUGAACCAUCAAGAGGGUCCUCGUAUUAGAGAUCAUCUGAGCCAUGGAGAAAUCAGCUUAAAUAAUUUCCCAAAAGAAAUAGCAAAUUCAUUGCUUGCCUUUUCUGUUACACUUCUGAGCAGGUAUUCCAAGGAUGAGAUUGCUGCAGUUAAGGAACAUGCAUUCCUAAGACCACUGGUGAGCUGUGCAAAUAACUAUUGUUCCCAGUGUCAUCCAAUAGCCCUACUAAAGAAACAGAUACUGCAGUGUGUGAAGAGCAUUAAUUUAUGGUCUGAGCUUCCUGUAGUCCCAAAUGAACAAGAAAUGACAGGAUCAGAAGACUUUGCAACUGCUCAUAUAGUUGUGAUUGCUGAUAUUUUCUCUCUUGUGCAAGUAUAUUUGCCUCAGGAUAUCAAACUUCCAGGUGGUUCUACAAACAGUCUUAUAACAGAAAUGUUAAUGGUGGAACUCUGCAGGAAGCCUGUUCGCAUGCUUUUCUGUCCACGGUCUGUUUUAGAAGUCACUGUGGUGCUACGUCAGAUCAGUGUACAGUGCCACCAAGUAUCAUGUCAAGUAAUUUCUUCUUGUGAAACAAGAUAUAACCAAUGGGUAAACAAGUCACUGCGAUCACGCCAGAGGCACAAUUAUCUGCGCUUAAGGAGGAGCAUUAAAUGUGUAUCUCGUGUCUUCAAACUGAUUUUAAUGCUGAUCACUCUGGAACUAAUCAGUAUUCAUGCUGUGUGUGACAAGAAUCCUACUGAGUAUCAGCAGUACCUAAAGUCUUUAAAGUUGAUUUUGCAGUAUAUGGAGAACUUAGUGACCUACACAAGUCCAGAGAAGAAUAAAUGGGAUGAAACUUUAGAUCUUACAUACAAAGCUUUGAUAAAAAUCAGAACAUUCUUAGAAAAACAUCAGAUGCUCAUGCAGUUAGCUAGGUAAAAAUAUUUUCCUCAUCAAACAGUAUUCUUUAUGUGCAUUGGACAAUUCUGCACUUUUUUUCCCACUGGAGAGCAUGCCUGACAAGAACUGUGUAUAUAUUUUUCGACCACAUAGGUAUGUUACUGUUGUGGUUUGGUAGGAAAUAUGUAACAAAUGAUCAGAGGAACACCGGGAAACAGCCUAUGUAGCUCUUUUAGAUAGUGAAGAAGGUGCUUGAACUUCAUUUUAUUUUGCUCCAUAAUGUAUGUAUUCUUUUUUGGAAGUGCUUUAUAAGUUAAUAGCAAUCACAUUGUUCACAAUAUAUUGAUUUGUACUUCUUGUGUCAGAAGGGCCACCGGACAUCAAAAGGGGUUCUGUUCUCUGUCAUGGUAAUGGGUCUCAAUUUACUUUCGGUUUCCUGCUGUUUCUAUGCUUUGUUACAUGUAGUGAUUUAGAAUGCACCCAAGUGCAUUCUCUUCCUGAUAUCUCUUCACACGACCUUGAAAAGUAACAGCUCUCAUAUUCCUGUUCUAUUUUGCUUUGCUUUGAUAUCUCGGAAUGGAGGGGAAGAGUGAUGGACAUAAAAAGUGAUGGACAUAGGCUGUUCUCAGAACUGGCUUUCCUCGUGGCCAUGCUGUCGUCUGUCAAUAAAGACUUCUGAUUGAAA
Molecule: messenger RNA, 3495 nt
Organism: Sphaerodactylus townsendi
Lineage: Eukaryota; Metazoa; Chordata; Lepidosauria; Squamata; Sphaerodactylidae
Gene: ERMARD
Product: ER membrane associated RNA degradation
Exons: 18
Coding region: 912-2849 (645 amino acids)
Source: RefSeq, a predicted model, not a curated record